Rotaria sp. Silwood1 is the source of this 131-nucleotide messenger RNA. The record is from the annotation of a GenBank genome assembly. NCBI's taxonomy places the organism in Eukaryota, Metazoa, Rotifera, Eurotatoria, Philodinida, Philodinidae.
AUAUUAAUAUAAUUGAAUAUUAUUUAAAAUUUAAUCUUAUGUUUUAGAUGCUUGAAAUUGUACGACCAAUAAUAAAACUUUUAAAAAUUGAACAUACAGCAUUAGAAAAUUUUGAAGCAUUAAUGGCUUGA